Molecule: messenger RNA, 1269 nt
Organism: Rhinolophus ferrumequinum (greater horseshoe bat)
Lineage: Eukaryota; Metazoa; Chordata; Mammalia; Chiroptera; Rhinolophidae
Gene: NODAL
Product: nodal growth differentiation factor
Exons: 3
Coding region: 37-1080 (347 amino acids)
Biological process (GO): BMP signaling pathway; SMAD protein signal transduction
Cellular component (GO): extracellular region
Molecular function (GO): growth factor activity; type I activin receptor binding; cytokine activity
Source: RefSeq, a predicted model, not a curated record
GGCGGAAGCGCCGCUCUCAGGCCCGGCCAGCCCACCAUGCACGCCCACCGGCUGCCCUUCCUCCUCCUGCACGCCUGGUGGGCUCUGCUCCAGGCGGGCGCCGCCACGGUGGCCCCAGGGCCCCUACGUACGCGGGGGCAGGUCUCAUCGCCGUCCCCUCUCGCGUACAUGCUGAGCCUCUACCGCGAGCCGCCGCGUGCGGACAUCACCCGCAGCCUACAGGCUCAAGAUGUGGAGGUGGAUGGGCAGAACUGGACCUUUGCUUUCGACUUCUCCUUCCUAAACCAAGAAGAGGACCUGGAGGGGGCUGAGCUCCGGCUGCAGCUGUCCAGCCCUGUGGACCUUCGCCCAGAUGUCCCGCUCUCCGUUGAGAUUUUCCACCAGCCAAAGCUGGAGGCGGAUCAGGACCCAGCUCACUGCCUAGAACGUCUUCAGAUGGAACUGUUCACUGUCACUCUGUCCCAGCUGACCUUUUCCUCGGGCAGCCUGGUCUUGGAGGUGACCAGGCCACUCUCCAAGUGGCUGAAGCACCCUGGGAAGCUGGAGGAGCAGAUGUCCAGUCUGGCUAGAGAGUGUUGGCAUCGGCCUCCCACACCACCUGUCACCGACGUGCUCCUCCUGCUGUAUUCCAACCUCUCCCCCGAGCAGAGGCGGCUGGGUGGCUCCACUUUGCUGUGGGAAGCUGAGAGCUCCUGGCGGGUCCAGGAGGGACAGCUCUCCCGGGAGAGGGGCAGGAGGCACCCUCGACAUCACUUGCCAGACAGAAGCCAACUGUGUCGAAAGGUCAAGUUCCAGGUGGAUUUCAACCUGAUCGGAUGGGGUGCCUGGAUCAUCUACCCCAAGCAGUACAACGCCUAUCGCUGCGAGGGCGAGUGUCCCAACCCUGUGGGGGAGGAGUUCCACCCGACCAACCACGCCUACAUCCAGAGUCUGCUCAAACGGUACCAGCCCCACCGAGUCCCUUCUACCUGCUGCGCCCCAGUGAAGACCAAGCCACUGAGCAUGCUGUACGUGGACAAUGGCAGAGUCCUUCUAGACCAUCAUAAGGACAUGAUCGUGGAAGAGUGUGGGUGCCUUUGAGGAGAUCUGGAGGGGUGCUGGAUUUGCCGGUGCCCUGGAAGGUCGGGAAGCUCCUGGAAGACAAGAUAAGCAUCCAAUCCAAUGAGGAAAACAGAGGGAAAAGCUGCUCUGUCCACCAGACCUGAGAAGGAAGGGCCGCCCACCCUGUCAUGAAGGCGUUGUGGAGUCGGGCUACACUGAGGCCGCUGU